UUGCGCACGCGCAGAGUGAACUGGGAAACAAGGUGAAGAUGGCGGGCGCCCGGGCGGCGGCUCUGGGCGUCCGGUGGCUGCGAGGCGCAGCUCGGCAGGCGGUGCCGUUGGGGGCACGCACAGCCUCCCACAUGACCAAGGACAUGCUGCCGGGCCCCUAUCCUAGGACCCCAGAGGAACGGGCGGCCGCCGCCAGGAAGUAUAAUCUGCGUGUGGAAGACUACGAGCCGUACCCGGACGAAGGCAUGGGGUAUGGCGACUACCCGAAGCUUCCUGACCGCUCACAACAUGAGAGGGAUCCGUGGUAUGAAUGGGACCACCCAGACCUGAGGUUGAACUGGGGUGAACCGAUUCACUGGCACCUAGACAUGUUUAUCCGGAACCGUGUGGACACAUCUCCCACACCUGUGUCUUGGCACAUCAUGCGUAACCAUCUCUUCGGCUUCGUGGCCUUCAUGAUUUUCAUGUUCUGGGUAGGGGAGAUAUAUCCCAGCUACCAGCCUGUGGGGCCGAAGCAGUACCCUUAUAAUAAUCUGUACCUGGAACGAGGCGGUGAUCCCACCAAAGAACCUGAGCCUGUGGUUCACUAUGAGAUCUGAGGUGUUUUGGACUCUUGAGCCCUCUAACAAGGACUCCUCAUUUCUAGAGACUUAACCUUCAUGAAACGCCUAAUAAAACUUAGUGCUCUGG
Molecule: messenger RNA, 690 nt
Organism: Chinchilla lanigera (long-tailed chinchilla)
Lineage: Eukaryota; Metazoa; Chordata; Mammalia; Rodentia; Chinchillidae
Gene: Ndufb8
Product: NADH dehydrogenase (ubiquinone) 1 beta subcomplex, 8, 19kDa
Exons: 5
Coding region: 39-599 (186 amino acids)
Biological process (GO): mitochondrial electron transport, NADH to ubiquinone
Cellular component (GO): mitochondrion
Source: RefSeq, a predicted model, not a curated record